AUGGCUUCUGACAGCCUGGGGUCUUCUUAUAUAUCCACCCGACUAACCGAGAAAGAAGCUCCGGAUAUCCCGAUCAUCGAGGACGAUGAGCCACUCGUUGAUGUGGUUCGAAAGCUAUCCAAUUACUUGAGCCAUGCGAUCCCGGAUGUCUCUUAUACAUUUGAGCAAUUGAGAUCAUCCCCUCAUGGUCAUGAUAUCCGGUUGCUUAUAUAUUCCCUUGCCGACAACUCGCGCAAUCCAUUAAUCAUCGCUGCCUUGAUGAUCCUGAAAUGGCAAUUCGAAAACACGGCUGAUACAGACUGGGGUGUGAACGAGAGCCGUGGAUUUGCCUGCGAAUAUAUAGCCUGGCAAUUUCUUUGUCAUCUGACCAAGGAUGAAGAAAUCGAGUUUCUAUUGUGGGAGCUUCCCAGUCCCCAGCGCAGCUCCACUUCUUUUUCCCUGGAAGAGAGAGACAGAACAUUUAGGACUGAAGAACAAGGUAACUCGCAUGACAUAGAAAGAGCACCGCUGCGGAGGUCUUCGUAUAUCUCCCGCUUUCUUGGAAGAAAAAACGAGGAUGUUCCAUCAGGGCGAGAGGCCGGAUAUGUUGAGGAUCCUUGUUACGAGAGGCUUUCCCUGUUCUUUGGCUUGAAUGCCCUUGAGAUUGCGACUAUAGCUCAAGCGAAAAAAUUUCUUAGUCAGAAGGUUGUCCAAAGAAUCAUCGAUAAUAUCUGGAAGGGCGAGAUUGUAUUCUGGGACUUGCUGAGUGUGCACUCGAGAAAGAGACCACACUUCUUCAACGAGAAAACGGCAGACCCAUACUCACGACUAAGAGUUCCCGUGUACCGUAAAGCUUUCGAAGCAGGAUUCUUCGUCUCGUUUCUGUGUCUCUACUAUGCCGUCCUGGUCGAGAGAAAGCCAACAGGGAUAGGCGUCUUCGAGGCUCUGAUGUACAUCUGGAUUACGGCAUUCGCAUACGAUGAAUUGAGCGGAAUGACCGACGCAGGAGUGGCGUUCUACCAGAUGGACUUUUGGAAGAUCUGGAAUUUGGGCAUCAUCGGCACGGGGCUUGCCUUUGUUAUUGCAAGAAUUGUGGGACUGGCAAAGGAGAGCGAUUCUAUCACGGACAUUUCUUUUGAUAUCCUAUCCUUGGAAGCAUUGUUUCUUGUCCCGAGAAUCUGCUCGCUCGUUAGCCUGAAUUCUUAUUUUGGAAGUCUGAUACCGGUGUUGAAGGAAAUGACCAAAGCGUUCUUCCGUUUUAUCCCCGUAGUAAUCGUGCUGUACCUAGGGUUCCUGACAACGUUCACGAUGCUGGCGCGAGACCGACUGACUCUCCAACAAAUGUCAUGGAUCCUGGUCAAGGUGUUCUUUGGAUCAAACGUCUUGGGAUUUGAUAUUGCUCAUGAUAUUUCCCCGAUCUUCGGCUACGGUUUGAUGCUGAUUUUCGUCUCUAUGACCAAUUUGCUGUUAAUUUCCUCUUUGGUCAGUUUGAUGAGUAUGAGUUUGGAGGGUGUGAUGUCGCAUGCCCGCGAGGAAUAUCUUUUCCAAUUAUCCAUUUACGUGUUGGAAAGCAGCAAUUCUCGACGAUUGACCUACUUCAUGCCGCCAAUGAACUUGAUCCCCCUCUUGUGCAUCCGACCUCUGCGGCUCUUCCUCUCUGCAGAGUCUAUCCGACGCGUUCGCAUUCUCCUACUCCGUGCAACACAUUUGCCCUUCGUCGCUCUAAUACGGGCCUACGAAGCCAUCCGACGGCACCGUCCCCUCACCACCGAUACGACAACUACCACUAGACGAAGGAGCACAAAUACCAGGAGAUGCUGCUACGACCACGACCCGCUUAUAGACAGGGACGAGGGCCCGACGGUGUUAGGGCCUGAUCCUGGUAGGGCAUCCAGGACUAAGACUAAGACGGGAGGACAACCCGAAGCGCGUGGACCAGCGCCGGAACAGACCGGUCGAGAUGUGGUUGAACUGGCGGAUGUGAUCGACGAGGUGGAUCGGUUGCGCAUCCAGGUGGAUCGGGUGGUUGCGCUGAUGGCUGUCCGGAGGAGGCAUUAG
This is a messenger RNA of Aspergillus chevalieri, 2037 nucleotides long. RefSeq lists its product as uncharacterized. The transcript is spliced from 16 exons. Bases 1 to 2037 code for a protein of 678 amino acids. The record is from RefSeq and is a predicted model, not a curated record. Lineage: Eukaryota; Fungi; Ascomycota; Eurotiomycetes; Eurotiales; Aspergillaceae.